Talaromyces proteolyticus is the source of this 870-nucleotide messenger RNA. Its product is annotated as methyltransferase family protein. NCBI's taxonomy places the organism in Eukaryota, Fungi, Ascomycota, Eurotiomycetes, Eurotiales, Trichocomaceae. Gene Ontology annotation, molecular function: S-adenosylmethionine-dependent methyltransferase activity. The transcript has 2 exons. The coding region runs from base 1 to 870 and encodes 289 amino acids. The record is from RefSeq and is a predicted model, not a curated record.
AUGGCGUUAAACAAGAUCCAGUCCUCAGAAUGGGACAAAACCUCAUCUGAAUACUCCAAAACGCCCAUCCAAGGACCCCUCAUAUACCCCUGCAAUCGGAUGCUCGCUAAGAUGGACGCUGUGUCCAGUUUCUCUUCUGCAACCGCCAUACUCGACGUCGGCUGCGGUCCCGGCACUGUGGAAACCCUGCUGAUCAAUGGCUAUGGAAAUAAGAUUUCGCCCAGUGCCAGGCUUAUUGCGAGUGACUAUUCCAAGGGCAUGGUCGAUGCGACUCGGAUCAGAAAAGAAGAUACCAUUGCAGCUGGUCAGGAUGUGGGUAAUUGCUGGGCACGGCUCGAAACGCAGGUCAUGAAUGCUCAGGAUUUGUCGGACGUGCAAUCAAAUAGCUUGUCACAUGUCAUAGGGAGUUUGGUUUAUUUUAUGAUCCCCGAUCCAAGGAAGGGGUUGCUAGAAGCGCAUCGAGUAUUGAAAGAGGGGGGAGUGUUUGCGUGCACCAGCUGGACGAUGACAAUAGAGUGGACGACGUUUGUCAUUUUAGCGGCGAAGCGAGCAAAACCCGACUUGGACUUCGACUUCACCAAAGGUAUCAUGCUCGAGCAAUGGACAAACACAGAAGGCGUCAAGGGCGAGCUCGAAGCCGCCGGAUUCCACAGCGUGCACAGCGAAUACGUCGAAUUUGACUGGAAACUAGAGGACCCUGUCAAGCAUGCCAAUAACAUGGUGAGGAGUGCUAAUCCCGGGCUUCAGCCAGCCUUGAAGCAACUGAGCGAGGUCGAGCUGGAUCGGUGCUGUGAGGAGUAUAUCAAAAUUGUGGAGGAACACGGAAAUGUGUGCAAGGGUGUUGCGGUGCUUGGGGUUGGUCGGAAGUAG